GGUAGGCGCGCGUCGGGCGGCUGCCGUGGCGGCUUAGGUAUCGGUUGUCUCUUGGCGGCGAGAGUAGCUCAACUUGCUUCUCCAGUUCCUACCCUUCCUCAAGUGGGAAACUCAGGAGACCAAGCAGAGGCAACUGUACUUCGGAUGGUCAGGCCCCAGGAUACUGUGGUGUUUGAGGACCUGUUUGUGAACUAUACUCAGAAGAUGAAAUGUCCCACACUCAGCCAGAGAGCAAUGCACUGGAACAUGAUGCCAGAAAAUGACCACAGCAUGGCUUCCUUGGCAAGUAGAAACAUGAUGGAGUGUUCGGAGUUGACUCUGAAGCAGGAAAUUUUUAAAGGAUCAGAGUCAUCUAAUAGGACAUCAGGGGGACUCUUUGGGGUGGUUCCUGGGGGAACAGAGACUGGAGAUGUUUCUGAAGAUACUUUGAAAGAGUUAGAAGGACAACUGUCAAAUGAAGAAAGGAACAGACUAGAAAAUGAUUUCUUGGAAAUAACAGAUAAGGAUAAGAAAAAAUCCACAAAAGACAGAUAUGAGGAAUAUAAGGAAGUUGGGGAACAUCCACAUCUAUCUUCCAGUCCUCCUGAACAUGAAGGAGUUUUAAAGGGACAGAAAUCCUAUCAGUGUGAUGAAUGUGGCAAAGCUUUUUAUUGGAGUUCACACCUCAUUGGUCAUCAGAGAAUCCACACUGGAGAGAAACCCUAUGAGUGUAACGAGUGUGGGAAGACCUUCAGGCAAACCUCUCAGCUCAUUGUUCAUCUCAGAACCCACACAGGGGAAAAACCCUAUGAAUGCAGCGAGUGUGGAAAGGCCUAUAGGCACAGCUCCCAUCUCAUUCAACACCAGAGACUCCAUAAUGGGGAGAAACCCUAUAAAUGUAAUGAAUGUGCAAAAGCUUUUAAUCAGAGCUCCAAACUCUUUGACCACCAGAGAAUCCAUACUGGGGAGAAACCUUAUGAGUGUAAGGAGUGUGGGGCAGUCUUUAGUCGGAGUAAGAAUCUUGUUCGACAUCAGGUCCUUCACACUGGUAAGAAACCUUACAAAUGUAGUGAGUGUGGGAAAGCGUUCUGUUCCAAUAGAAAUCUCAUUGACCAUCAGAGAACCCACAGUGGGGAGAAGACUUAUGAGUGUAAUGAAUGUGGUAAAGCCUUCAGUCGGAGUAAAUGUCUUAUUCGACAUCAGAGCCUUCACACUGGGGAAAAGCCAUACAACUGUAGUGAAUGUGGGAAAGCCUUCAAUCAGAUCUCUCAGCUCAUUGACCAUGAGCGAAUUCAUACUGGAGAAAAACCAUUUAAAUGUAGUGAGUGUGGUAAGGCAUUCAGUCUGAGUAAAUGUCUUGUUCGGCACCAGAGACUUCACACAGGUGAAAAGCCCUAUAAAUGCAAUGAGUGUGGAAAAUCCUUCAAUCAAAACUCGUACCUCAUUAUACACCAGAGAACUCACACUGGUGAGAAACCCUAUGAAUGUAAUGAGUGUGGGAAGGUCUUCAGUUAUAAUUCUAGUCUUACGGUACAUCAGAGAACCCAUACUGGGGAAAAACCUUAUAAAUGCAAUGAUUGUGGGAAAGCUUUUAGUGACAGCUCACAGCUUACCGUGCACCAAAGAGUUCACACCAGAGAGAAACCUUAUGAAUGUAUUGAGUGUGGGAAAGCCUUUAGUCAGCGUUCCACUUUUAACCACCACCAGCGAACUCAUACCGGAGAGAAGCUCUCAGGGCUGAGUCGGUCAUCUUCUUAAG
Messenger RNA from Saimiri boliviensis boliviensis (Bolivian squirrel monkey), 1738 nucleotides. NCBI's taxonomy places the organism in Eukaryota, Metazoa, Chordata, Mammalia, Primates, Cebidae. The record is from RefSeq and is a predicted model, not a curated record.